This is a messenger RNA of Pelagomonas calceolata, 849 nucleotides long. The record is from the annotation of a GenBank genome assembly. NCBI's taxonomy places the organism in Eukaryota, Pelagophyceae, Pelagomonadales, Pelagomonadaceae.
AUUACCAAGCUGCGGCGGUCCGCCUUACGGACAGUUAGCGCACGCCUGAAGCGCAGCAUACACAAGGGACACAUUCCAGAGCAUAGCUUUCACAAUCCUAGCGCCGCAAAUCCAGCUAUACAGCCCUAGCGCAGCAAUUCCAGCUAUACAGCAUGGCAGCGCCACCAGUGGAGGGCCUCAAGCUCCAAACCAAGACAACCCUAAAACGCGUCGACGAGUUGGUGCAUGAGUACGAAACGACGAAUGGAUCUGGUCGGUUACGAGACACACUACGCGGUUCGACACUCGUCUUCGCGCCGCCGCCGCAAAAGACAACGAGCGAGGCCGUCGCGCGGCGGCGGAACAUACUACAAGCGCGCGCCGAGCGAAGAGCCUACGACAAGAUGGUCGAGUCCGUCGCGCCUAGACCAAUUCGACCGGAAGAACGCGUCGCGACGUCGCUCAAACACUCUUUCACGGUGUCCGCGAACAUGGUCAUGACGCCGGUCGGCGUCGGCGCCGUCGGCUACCGCCUCGCGAAGCACAAGGUGCCGGAGAAGCACCGGAUCGUCGUGGCGCUCGUGUGCGGCAUCGGCAUGCUCUUCGUCGAGAUGAUCCUGUUCCUCGCGCGGACCUACUCCGUCGAAGCGCAUACGGCGAAGCGCGAGCGGCGCGCGGCGGCGGGGCGCUUCGGGCCGGCGGGGCUCCGCGAGGCGACGAGGCUCGACGGCGUCGCGCCGAAGCUGGACUGAACUCACCCCGUGUCCUGGGGCGCGGGCGGCGACCAACCCGAGGCGCAAAUCGCGACGCGGGACGGCCUCGUUGGCAUCACGCCGUCGACGACGCGACGCCGCCUCUGUAAUGUCUGUA